Messenger RNA from Oryzias latipes (Japanese medaka), 2362 nucleotides. The record is from RefSeq and is a predicted model, not a curated record. Lineage: Eukaryota; Metazoa; Chordata; Actinopteri; Beloniformes; Adrianichthyidae.
CACCGUCUUGCACUCCACAGUCUUGCAUCCGAGCACACAGGUCUCACAGGAGACCCAGCCCUACUGGAUAGAGGACUGGACCGGGCCGGAUGGCGUCCACACCCCCCAAAGCUCCAGAUGGAGCCAACCUCCAGUCAGCAGAGGUUUCCUCAGGUGACUUUCCGGAGCUGGCGGGCCAAGAAAAGGCGGAGAAGAAGAAGGAUCUGGAUGGUAGCUCCAACGUAGACGAUGGAGUGGACAUGUAUUCAUGUGAUAGCUCCCCCGACAGUGAUGAUGAGAAUAUAUGCGGAAAAGAAAAGAAGAAGGAAAAGAAGCUGAAGAAAAAGAAGAAGAAAGACUCCAGCUCAUCAUCUUCAUCCUCUUCCUCUUCUUCAUCCAGUAGCUCCUCUGACAGUGAUAGUGGGGAGGCAUCCUCUGAUAGUUCAUCUUCUGACAGCGAAGAUGAAAAGAAGAAGAAAAAGAAGAAGAAAAAAAAGACAACUAAAAAGAAAAAGAAGAAGGACUCCAGCAGUUCUUCAGACAGUUCUUCUGAUAGUGAGGAUGAUAAGAAGAAGAAAAAGAAGAAGAAAAAAACAUCCAAAAAGAAAAAGAAGAAGGACUCCAGCAGCUCUUCAGACAGUUCUUCUUCUUCUUCUUCCUCUUCUUCUGAUAGUGAGGAUGACAAAAAGAAGAAAAAGAAGAAGAAGCAAAAGAAGGACUCCAGCUCUUCUUCCUCUUCAUCAUCAUCUUCUGACAGCGAGGAUGACAAGAAGAAGAAAAAGAAGAAGAAAGACAAGAAAAAGAAAGACAAAAAGAAGGAUUCCAGCUCUUCUUCUGAUAGUGAGAAAAAGAAGAAGAAAGACAAGAAAGAGAAGAAAAAGAAGGACAAGAAAAAGGAUGAGGGGAAGGAACCCUGUAGUUCUUCUGGCCUUUCAGCAGCAAGUGGGGACAAAGCAGAACAAGGCCAUGAUGGAGAUGAGAAAAAAGACAAGGAAGACCAGGCCAUGGAAGUUGAGGAGGGACAGCUCUUCUCCACAUUGCCCGGGGGGAUGAAGGCGUCCACUGAUUGCAAUGAAGAGGGCCACCUGAGUGACGAUGAGGGGGAAGGAGAGAAGGACGAGAAAGAAAAGAAGAAGAAGAAAAAGCUGAAGAAGAAAAAGGACAAGAAGGAUUCAAGCUCUUCUUCAGACAGUGAAGAUGACAAGAAAAAGAAAAAAAAGAAAAAGAAGAAGAAGGAUUCCAGCUCCUCUUCCUCCUCUGAUAGUGAAGAUGACAAGAAGAAGAAGAAGAAGAAAAAGGCAAAGAAGAAGAAGGAUAAGGACUCGAGCUCCUCUUCUUCUUCUGAUAGUGAAAGUGAGGAUGACAAGAAGAAGAAGAAGAAGAAAAAGGCAAAGAAGAAGAAGGAUAAGGACUCAAGCUCCUCCUCCUCUGAUAGUGACGAUGACAAGAAAAAGAAGAAGAAAAAGAAGAAGAAGAGCUGCAGCUCCUCUGAGGAAAGCUCUUCAUCUUCCUCUGAUAGUGAUCAUGAGAAAAAGAAGAAAAAGAAGAUGAAAGACAAGAAGAAGAAGAAAAAGAAGGAUGAUAAGAAGAAGAAAAAGAAGGAUAAGAAGAAGAAGAAGAAGGAUUCAUCUUCUUCCAGCGAUUCUUCUGGUGAGGACAAGAAGAAAAAGAAGAAAAAGGAUAAAAAGAAGAAGAAAAAGAAAGACAAGAAAAAAGAAGCCUCUGAUUCAAAUGACAGCGGCAAGGAAAACAAAGAAAAGAAGGACGAGGGAGACAAGGAAAAGGAAGUCCCUGAUGGUCAGCAGAGCGGGGAUCCAAAGACGGAGGCGUCCGGUUCAACCAGCGGCGGGCCGUCUGCAUCCAGUGAUGGAAGCUCCAAGCCGAGCGGCGCUCCGAGCCUCUCCGGCACGUCCGUUCCUCCCAAACGUGAAGGCCAGCUGGAUCCUGGGAAGCCGUCCGAGUCCUCUGGAGUCCAAACCUCCGCCAGCAGCCCCAUGGAGCCUCUGAUGGGGGGCACGAGGGUCAGGGAUGGAACCACCCGCACCUCCACCCCCCUCAGCGCAUCUGAAUUUCUCAGAGGCCCCAGAGUUUAUAGAUCAGUAGAUUCCAGUUAUAAAAAACCAUUCUGAUUAAAGAAAAAGAAAUGCAAAAACAUAAAGUUUGAGGCAUAAGAGGGUUUUGGGUUUUGGUUUGGAUUCAAAUAUUGUUAUUCACCAUAUGUGCUUGCUUUACCAGGGUUAAGAGGCUGAGAAAAACAUGAUUUCUGUUCCACAUGUGGUUCAUUUGAGGGAAAAACACAAUUAAAGUUGGAAUCAUAAAAUAACAUAAAAAUAAAUCAUAAAAUAACAGUUUUUUGUGUGUGAAAUAAAGCUGUUAGAUUUUA